GAGCCCUGCUGCCUGGCAGGGACCUCGGCGUCCCCAGAGACCAUGCAGAGGUCGCCUCUGGAAAAGGCCAGCGUCGUCUCCAAACUUUUUUUCAGCUGGACUAGACCAAUUUUGAAGAAAGGGUACAGACAGCGACUGGAGUUGUCAGACAUAUACCAAAUCCCUUCAGCUGAUUCUGCUGACAAUCUCUCUGAAAUAUUAGAAAGAGAAUGGGACAGAGAGCUGGCAUCAAAGAAAAAUCCCAAACUCAUUAAUGCCCUUCGGAGAUGCUUUUUCUGGAGAUUUAUGUUCUAUGGAAUCCUAUUAUAUUUAGGGGAAGUCACUAAAGCUGUCCAGCCUCUCUUACUGGGAAGAAUCAUAGCCUCCUAUGAUCCAGAUAACAAGGUGGAACGCUCCAUUGCGAUUUACCUAGGCAUAGGAUUAUGCCUUCUCUUUAUCCUGAGGACACUGCUCCUGCACCCAGCCAUUUUUGGCCUUCAUCACAUUGGAAUGCAAAUGAGGAUAGCUAUGUUUAGUUUGAUUUAUAAGAAGACUUUAAAGCUGUCAAGCCGUGUUCUAGAUAAAAUCAGUAUUGGACAACUUGUUAGUCUUCUUUCCAACAACCUGAACAAAUUUGAUGAAGGACUUGCAUUGGCACACUUUGUGUGGAUUGCUCCUUUACAAGUGACACUUCUGAUGGGGCUGCUCUGGGAAUUGCUACAGGCCUCUGCCUUCUGUGGACUUGCCGUACUCAUAGUCCUCGCCCUUUUUCAAGCUGGGUUAGGGAGAAUGAUGAUGAAGUACAGAGAUCAGAGAGCUGGGAAAAUCAAUGAAAGACUUGUGAUCACCUCAGAAAUGAUUGAAAAUAUCCAGUCUGUUAAGGCAUACUGCUGGGAGGAAGCAAUGGAAAAAAUGAUUGAAAAUCUAAGGAAAACAGAACUAAAACUGACCCAGAAGGCAGCCUAUGUGAGAUACUUGAAUAGCUCAGCCUUCUUCUUCUCAGGGUUCUUUGUGGUGGUGUUUUCUGUGCUUCCUUAUGCAUUGAACAAAGGAAUUAUCCUUCGAAAAAUAUUCACGACCAUCUCAUUCUCCAUCGUUCUGCGCAUGGCAGUCACUCGGCAGUUCCCCUGGGCUGUACAAACAUGGUAUGAUGCUAUUGGAGCAAUAAACAAAAUACAGGAUUUCUUACAAAAGCAAGAGUUUAAGACAUUGGAAUAUAACUUAACAACUACAGAAGUAGUGAUGGAGAAUGUAACAGCUUCCUGGGAUGAGGGAUUUGGGGAAUUAGUUGAGAAUGCAAAACAAAAUAAUACAAAUAGAAAUAUUUCCAGUGGUGAUAACAGUCUCUUCUUCAGCAACUUCUCACUUCUUGGUACUCCCGUCCUGAAAGAUAUCAAUUUCCAGAUAGAAAGAGGACAGUUGUUGGCGAUUGCUGGAUCUACUGGAUCAGGCAAGACCUCACUUCUAAUGAUGCUUAUGGGAGAACUGGAGCCUUCUGAGGGUAAAAUUAAGCACAGUGGAAGAAUUUCAUUCUGCUCUCAGUUUUCAUGGAUCAUGCCUGGUACCAUUAAAGAAAACAUUAUCUUUGGUGUUUGCUACGAUGAGUAUAGAUAUAGGAGUGUUAUCAAAGCAUGCCAACUAGAAGAGGACAUUUCCAAGUUUGCAGAGAAAGACAAUGUAGUUCUUGGAGAAGGUGGACUCACACUGAGUGGAGGGCAGCGAGCAAGAAUUUGUUUAGCAAGAGCAGUAUACAAAGAUGCUGAUUUGUACCUAUUAGACUCUCCUUUUGGAUACCUAGAUGUUUUAACAGAAAAACAAAUAUUUGAAAGCUGCGUCUGUAAAUUGAUGGCUAACAAAACUAGGAUUUUGGUCACUUCUAAGAUGGAGCAUUUAAAGAAAGCUGACAAAAUAUUAAUUUUACAUGAAGGUAGCAGCUAUUUUUAUGGGACAUUUUCAGAACUACAAAAUCUACGCCCUGACUUCAACUCAAAGAUCAUGGGAUAUGAGUCUUUUGACCAGUUUAAUGCAGAAAGAAGAAAUUCAAUCAUAACUGAGACUUUGCGUCGUUUCUCAUUAGAAGGAGAUGCUGCCAUCCCCUGGAAUGAAACAAAAAAACAAUCUUUUAAACAGACUGGAGAGUUUGGUGAAAAGAGGAAGAACUCUAUUCUCAAUCCAAUCAAUUCUGUAAAAAAAUUUUCAAUCGUACAAAAGUCUCCAUUACAAAUGAAUGGCAUUGAAGAAGAUUCAGAGGAGCCUUCUGAGAGAAAGCUCUCCUUAGUUCCAGAUUCUGAGCAGGGAGAGGCUAUCCUGCCUCGAAGCAAUGUGAUUAACACUGGUCCCACAUUUCAGAGACGAAGGAGGCAAUCUGUUCUGAACCUGAUGACACACUCUUCAGUGAACCAAUGUCAAAUCAUUCACCAAAAGACAGCAGCAUCAACAGGAAAAAUGUCCCUGGCCUCUCAGGGAGACUUAGCUGAAAUGGAUAUAUAUUCAAGACGUUUAUCUCAAGGUAGUGGUUUGGAAAUAAGUGAAGAAAUUAGUGAAGAAGAUUUAAAGGAGUGCUUUUUUGAUGACACAGAGAGCAUACCAGCAGUGACUACAUGGAACACAUACCUUAGAUAUAUUACUGUCCACAAGAGCUUAAUUUUUGUGCUGAUUUGGUGUUUAGUUAUUUUUCUCAUUGAGGUGGCUGUUUCUUUGGUUGUGUUGUGGCUACUUAAACAAAGACCUCUUCAAGACAAAGGAAAUAGUACUGGAAGUACAAAUAACAGCUAUGCAUUGAUCAUCACCAGCACCAGCCACUUUUAUGUUUUUUACAUUUAUGUGGGAGUAGCUGACACUUUGCUUGCUCUGGGAUUCGUCCGAGGUUUACCACUGGUGCAUUCUCUAAUCACAGUGUCAAAAAUUUUACACCACAAAAUGUUACAUUCUAUUCUUCAUGCAUCUAUGUCAACUCUCAACAUGUUAAAAACAGGUGAGAUUCUUAAUAGAUUUUCCAAAGAUACAGCAAUUUUGGAUGAUCUCCUGCCUCUUACCAUAUUUGACUUCAUUCAGUUGGUAUUAGUUGUGAUUGGAGCCAUAGCAGUGGUCUCAGUUCUACAGCCCUACAUUUUCCUAGCAACCGUGCCAGUGAUCACUGCUUUUAUUAUAUUGAGAGCCUACUUCCUCCCCACCUCCCAGCAACUCAAACAACUGGAAUCUGAAGGCAGGAGUCCAAUAUUCACUCAUCUGGUUACAAGCUUAAAAGGACUAUGGACACUUCGUGCCUUUGGACGUCAGCCUUACUUUGAAACACUGUUCCACAAAGCUCUGAAUUUACAUACUGCCAACUGGUUCUUGUACUUAUCAACACUGCGCUGGUUCCAAAUGAGAAUAGAAAUGAUUUUUGUCAUCUUCUUCAUUGCUGUUACCUUCAUUUCCAUUUUAACAACAGGUGAAGGAGAAGGAAGAGUAGGUAUCAUCCUAACAUUAGCCAUGAAUAUCAUGAGUACUUUGCAAUGGGCUAUGAACUCCAGCAUAGAUGUGGAUAGUUUGAUGCGAUCUGUGAGCCGCGUCUUUAAGUUUAUAGACAUGCCAACAGAAGAAAGUAAAUCUACUAAGUUGAUUAAACCUUCCAAGGAUGACCAGAUCUCGAAAGUUAUGAUUAUUGAGAAUCAGCAUGUGAAGAAAGAUGACUUCUGGCCCUUUGGGGGCCAAAUGACCGUCAAAAACCUCACAGCAAAAUACACAGACAGUGGGAAUGCCAUAUUAGAGAACAUUUCCUUCUCAAUAAGUCCUGGCCAGAGGGUGGGCCUCUUCGGAAGAACUGGAUCAGGGAAGAGUACUUUGUUAUCAGCUCUUUUGAGACUGCUGAACACUGAAGGAGAAAUUCAAAUUGAUGGUGUGUCUUGGGAUUCAGUAACUUUGCAGCAAUGGAGGAAAGCCUUUGGAGUUAUACCACAGAAAGUAUUUAUCUUCUCUGGAACAUUUAGAAAAAAUUUGGAUCCCUAUGAACAGUGGAAUGAUGAAGAAAUAUGGAAAGUUGCAGAUGAGGUUGGACUCAGAUCUGUGAUAGAGCAAUUUCCUGGGAAGCUUGAUUUUGUCCUGUUGGAUGGGGGUUUUGUCCUAAGCCAUGGCCACAAGCAGUUGAUGUGCUUGGCCAGAUCUGUUCUCAGUAAGGCAAAGAUCUUGCUGCUUGAUGAACCCAGUGCCCAUUUGGAUCCGAUAACAUAUCAAAUCAUUCGAAGAACCCUAAAACAAGCAUUUGCUGAUUGCACAGUGAUCCUCUCUGAACACAGGAUAGAGGCAAUGUUGGAAUGUCAACAGUUUUUGGUCAUAGAAGAGAACACAGUGCGGCAGUAUGAUUCCCUCCAGAAACUGCUGAGCGAGAAGAUCCUCUUCCAGCAAGCCAUGAGUCCACUGGACCGCCUGAAGCUCUUACCCCAUCAGAACUCAAGCAAGCACAAGUCUCUAUCCAAAAUCACUGCUCUGAAGGAAGAGACAGAAGAAGAAGUACAAGAAACCAGGCUUUAGAAAACAGUAUGAAUAUUUGCAUGCAAUGCUCACUAAUGGAGUUGUAGGAGAAAACAGUUUAUGCCUCAGAAAACAAGGAUAAAUAAUGUUAUUUUUCAAAAGAAAACAUCUUGGUAAGAGGAAUUAAGGAUG
Messenger RNA from Pteronotus mesoamericanus, 4623 nucleotides. It is a transcript of the gene CFTR, whose product is annotated as CF transmembrane conductance regulator. Gene Ontology annotation, cellular component: apical plasma membrane; cytosol; plasma membrane. NCBI's taxonomy places the organism in Eukaryota, Metazoa, Chordata, Mammalia, Chiroptera, Mormoopidae. Bases 43 to 4491 code for a protein of 1482 amino acids. Gene Ontology annotation, molecular function: chloride channel activity; ABC-type transporter activity; ATP binding. Gene Ontology annotation, biological process: chloride transmembrane transport; bicarbonate transport. The record is from RefSeq and is a predicted model, not a curated record. The transcript has 27 exons.